AUGUUCUGGACUCUGGGCUCUAUCUCUGGCGCUACUGCCGUUGCCUUCGGUGCCUUUGGUGCACACGGCCUGAAGAAGAAGAUCUCGGAUCCAUCCAAGAUCGCCGCUUGGAACACUGCUGCUCACUACCAACUUAUACACUCUGGCAUGAUCCUUCUGACUGCUGCCGUUGCCCCCAAGAACAAGGUCGCUGCUGGGCUCUUCGCAGCAGGUAUCACAUGCUUCAGCGGAUCCAUCUAUCUACUUACUCUCGAUCCUCAAAGAUUCAAGGCUCUCGGCCCUGUCACGCCUAUCGGUGGUCUGUUCUUGAUUGGAGGUUGGGCUGCUCUCGCAAUUGGAUCGCGUGGCAAGUUUCUUCCCAAGGCUUCUUGA
Molecule: messenger RNA, 372 nt
Organism: Aureobasidium namibiae CBS 147.97
Lineage: Eukaryota; Fungi; Ascomycota; Dothideomycetes; Dothideales; Saccotheciaceae
Product: DUF423-domain-containing protein
Exons: 2
Coding region: 1-372 (123 amino acids)
Source: RefSeq, a predicted model, not a curated record